GCUCCCCUCUCUUUCUCGUCCAAAGUGUGCUAUAUAAAGUACCGAGAACCUUCCAGUGUUGGUGUGGCGCAACAUCUUACCAACACUGUUUUUAUUGACAGAGCUCUCAUAGUAGUGCCAUGUGCGGAAGAUGACUAGACUGGCCCAGCCGUUACACUACACUAGCCUGAGUCAGGCAUUGUUUUCCAAGCCACUAUCCCCGAUCGGGCCAACGCAGCCUUCAAGGGGGGAAUGUGACCGGGAGAAUAGCCGCUGAACCUUCCAAGAUGGACACCUUGUCUCUUUUUAUUUAUUUUUCUUUUCUUUUUGGUUUGUUUCCUUUCAUACUUUCCCAUGUUGUCCACUCUCUGCUGUCUCUAUCUAGAAACUACAGUUAUUGCCUAUCUCUAGCGUUGUUUUUAUAUUUGUUAUUUUGGUUUGUUGUUUUGAUUUUUGUCCAACCCCCACCCCCCUCUCUCUCUCUGCUUCUACAGCUGCAACUUGUGUGUGAUUGAAUUCUGUCCAGGUUGCUACGGCAUACCGGUGGGAUGUGUAUCACACAUGGGGUGCUAUGAAGAUGACUAACACUUUACUCUCUUUGUCUCCUACUCUUGUUGAUACAGUUAGGGCCUAGUCAUGUUAUGUCAGAGAUUCAGUAACAAAACCCUGCUCUCAUUUGGGCAAAGUAGCUUGUAAAUUCUACUUACAGUUGCAUCAGUGCUAAAGCCCUUAGUCCUUAGUGUUUAAGAGUUUCCCCUCACAUUCUUGCACUGCCGCUUUGAUGUGGAGUUUUAGAAUUUAGCUGAACCACACCCUUACAAAAACAUUCAUUAAACCCCAUUCUUUUGACUUGGAAAGCUGUGACACCGACAUUGAUGCUUUGCGUUAUUUGUUUGGAAAUGUAUUAUUUCCUCGGAAGUGUCUAGGAAACAGUAGACCUGUUGUCUUAGAGAUAUUGUAAUUCAUACUUAGUGCCGCCAGCUCAGGUGAAGUGAAGCUGUAGUUACUGUAGCUCUGCUGGUGUCUCGUCAUAUAAAUGUUAGAAGUAAGACCACUCAAAGUGCCAAGCUCUCCUCUUAACCUCCCCUUCCUCUGCCACCAAGAAAGCAGCACAUUUAACCAGGAUUGAGAUGAGACAGAUUCCUAAUUCGUUGUGUUUUGGCUAAGUCUUGGUUAACAUUUCCUACAGUUCUUAAAAUUGUUGUUCUUUUCUGUAUUUGAUGUCCUGUGUGCUAUUAGUGAUGCAGCCAUUGGGGUUGUCUUGUGUUGCACACCUUUCCAACACUGCGAAACGGUCGCCCCACGGAAAAGCGCCCAUGCUUGAUAUCGUAUGGUUCAUGACCAAUAUGUUUCCAGUACAGGGAAGAUCCCCGAGGAGGCCAAGGCCUUGUCGCUUUUGGCACCUGCCGCCCCAGUGCCCAAUCUGAUUCCUGGUGGGGGACUGCUACCUAUUCCUACUCCAGCACCUAUUCAGAAUCAGCUGAACCUUCCCUUAAUGAAUCGGGUGUCAGCGAGCCUGGACCCCUCGGCGUCAGUGCACUCCCAGCCCCCCCUCAUGGGCAACGUGGAUCCCUCUAAAAUCGAUGAGAUCAGAAGGACCGUCUACGUUGGCAACCUCAAUUCACAGACCACCACCGCAGAGCAGCUGCUGGAGUUCUUCAAGCAGGUGGGAGACGUGAAGUUUGUGCGGAUGGCCGGAGAUGAGACUCAGCCUACACGCUUUGCCUUCGUCGAGUUUGUCGACCAGGAGUCUGUCGCGCGAGCUCUGACCUUCAAUGGAGUCAUGUUUGGAGACAGACCCCUGAAGAUUAAUCAUUCCAACAAUGCCAUAGUAAAGCCCCCAGAGUUGACGCCGCAGGCUGCUGCCAAGGAGUUGGAGAACGUGAUGAAGAGGGUGAGGGAAGCCCAGUCCACCAUCGCAGCUGCUAUAGAACCAGCCGAUGCAAAGAAGCGCUCGUCUAGUCGCUCGAGGAGAUCUCGGCGGUCUCGCUCACGGUCCCGGUCCCGCUCACACUCGCGAACACGCAGGAAAAGAUCCCGUUCAAAACACAGGAGCAGAUUGUCUCAGAAGUUGUGGUCGAGGAGCGGCGACUCCCACAGUUCACGAGGCAGCCACAGGAGGGGCUCUCGCUCCAGAGACAGCAGACGCAGCCACAGUCGCUCCAGGGGCCACAGGAGGAGGAGCAGGGAUCAGUCCAGGAGCCCUCGGAGGAAAGCCAGGUCACCCUCACCAAAGAGGGGCAAGAAAGACAAGAGGAGGGAGCGCAGCAGGGACAGAAAGGAACGAUCCACAUCGAGGAAGAAGAGCCGGAAAGAUGAGGAGAGGAUGAACCGCAAAACCAAGCCCACAAAGGUGGAAAGGGACUACGACAGGGAAGAAAAGGAAGACUAUGAGAGUGACAGAGAAGACUCAGCCACACCCAGCGAGGACAUGACAUCAUCACCCUGUGCCCAGCACAACGGCAGCUACAAGACCCACACUGAGGAGGACAUGGGUGCAGAUGGCACCAAGUGACUUGCUGGGACACCACAGAAAAAAAGUCCUGUUCUUUUAGAUCUCCUAACACUCAGUACGUAUACAAACACACACACACACACACACAUACACACUCAGUCAGGCACCUCAGUGUGUUUUCACCAUCAGCCCCUUCCUUCUUUUUAACAACUUGAUCUUUCAGUUCCCAUUCAUACAGUACACGACAUGGUAAAUUUGCCUACAUGGACCCCAUUGCUGAACUCUGUUUUUACUGUUGCAUCUGAACGGCAAACGAGCACGUGGCGAUGAAGGUCCCACCUGUCCCAUGCUCAGUCUCGCAACACGACAUCAGUGGACAGAGCUGCUGCUGUUCAGUUCUUACAUUGACAGUGGAAAGUUUUGUCUUCAGUAACACUGCAAAAGCAGUACUUAUGACAUUUGUCCCACUGACGACAGCUUCACCUCAUCGUUCAGAUAUUAUUCACCCUGUCAAAUGUUCACCUUUCAAAAUUAAGACCUUUCACCCACACUAACACAGCACAGUUUUUACUGUUGUGCAGAAUGUGUUGGGGCUUCAAUUCCACAUCUACAAGUUGCACCACAAGCCACACACAAACAAUGCACUAAAGUUAUUCCCAUUCCACAAGUCAAGUCAGAUUUGAGUUGUAAACAGAUAUUUAAAUGAAUAUUAAAGUUACUAUGUGCAAUAUUUUUUAUUUUAAUCACUCAUGAAACUUUGUUGAUCUCACCCAGAGAUGGGUGAGAUGGGUGUGAUCUCACCCAGAAAAACUGUUAGGUUUCCACCUUUUAAUCAUGUCAAGUAACGAGGUAGUAGCUUAUUUUAAGUGGGACAGUGUACAACAUUGUCUGUACAUUGGCUUUUAGACAAAUAGAAAUUAUUUUUUUAUGUGACUGAGUUGAGUGCUAUCUCCUUAAAAAGAGCGAUGUCAAAUGACCUAAAUGUCUGUCUGUGGUACAGUCUGACAGUCUGACAGCUGAUGUCAGAGUUGCACCAACUGGGACCUUCAUCACUUUAGCCAAACAGCUGGGAUAAGCCACCAUAUUGUUGUCUGUGCUAGAACUGUUAACUAAGCUGUUGAUGUAAAACGCAUUAAACAUCAGCAAGGUGAUGAUCCGCGCUUUGUAAACAUGGUGACAUUAGUUAGAUGAACUCAUGCUGUUUUUUCCAGUAAAGGCAACCAAAGCAUCAGCUGAGAUACCACAUGAUAUUGUAACGUUACUAAAAUAUUGUACAUAGUAACUUUAAAUGAGGUUUCAAUAAAUGCAUCUCUUGCUGUUUAUUUUUUUUAUUAUUAUUAUUUCAGUCAAAAUUGCAUUUGUGGAUAAUGAGAUGUGUGUUUCUCCCUGCGUUUAGUUGUCUGUUUUUGUCUCUUUUGUUUUAUGUUUGAAGAAGUGGUAAAAUUAAGCCUACACCACGAGAGUCAAGUACCACUGUUGUAAUGAAAAAUAAACAGGCAAUAGGCAUAUGUUCACUUUUCAAAGAAACUUGCAGAACGCAAUUAAGGCUACUGAAACACAACAAAUGUUGCCUUAAAUUUCUUAUUAAAAAACAAAAAACACAAACAUUUGUUGACUUGUCUUGGCAUGCUUGCACCCUCAUCAUCACCGUCAGCCUCGUCCCCCACCCAGACCUCCAGCAGUCAACAUCUUUCUGUAUUAUAAUGAAAUGAAAUACAGUUUUACAGACGACGGCUCUGUAAAGAACUUGGACUUGUACUUCAGUCUGGGGUUUCCCAGCAUGGGAUGCAGGUGUUUUGUGGUCAGCUAUGUUGCAGUCCAUCAGUAGAGUCAUAACAUUGCAACAUAAUUAUGCAUUAAGCAGAUAUUUGUCAGCACAGCAGGUGAUACCGCAUUCCACAUUUGGUCAUUGAAAUGGACACUGCCUGUAAAAUACAGUGAUAUACUGUAAAGAUGCUGUUAUGACCAGUGUGAAUUACACAGUUUACCGAACAUACUCACUAAUCAUCGCUGCUUCUUUCCUGGACAUUAUUCUACAUACUAUAAUUUUACCCAGAGACGAGACAUUUGAUACCCAAAACCACAGAGGUGAAAAUGGUUUGGAGCAUCUUGUCUCUAGUCUGGGUAAGUCAAAAAAAUUUUUUGGAGUAUUCCUUUAACAUACAUGGUAACACCUCGUGGUAUGUAAGUUGUGUUGACAAUGGACAGAUCACCUCAUCUUAAAACUUAGGACAGCUGCUUUAGUAUCUUGUGCUUAGCCAGCCCGACCAGUUUGGCUCCUUGUGGUAGUUGUGCCCAGUGGUGAGCACAUGGCGAUACAGGACUGUAGCAGUUAGCCAAACUCUGCACUGACACACCUCGAUGGAGAGCAGGCUGACCAUUUUCAAAUAGCCUGGCACACUGCUGUUAGUGGUGGAUGAGCUUUACUGCAAAUAACACUUUUUUUUUUUUUUUUUAUUAAUGUGCAUAGAUUGGAUCGACAUGUUAUGAAACAACCUUUACACCUCUAAAAUCACCUGACUAGUAGACCCUAAAUUUUGUGCGGGGAUGAAUGAAAUGUAAUAAUAUCCUUUGGAUGUUAUUGUGGGAAAACCUGAGCUGGGGGUCUGUGAAAAGAUAUGUUCCUCAUGUUCUGUGUUUCAUCAGUUCUCAUCAUCCAAAGUUACCUACAUUUUAAUUUCAUGACUUGAAGUGCUGUAAUUAUGAGAACGCAAACCCAUAUUAUAUUUCUGUGAGCCUGUCUCUAAUAAUAUAAAAAAUAAAUAACAAACAUAAUAAGGUUUUAUUUUACGUGGGUAUUUUGAUUUCUCCCAUUUGUACAACAAAAUCGCUUUAUUUUAUGGAUACACGUUUCCAUGUUAAGCCUUUUUGUAUUUUGGUUAAUGCUUGUUGCAAAAAGAUCACAUUCAGUGUACCACGUUCCUUUUCCUGUUGAUGUAGUGCCGUGAGACAAAAUCUAUUUACUGUUUGUUAGAUAUAAUACAGGCCUAUACUGUAAAAUUGUGGUAGUGUGCAGAAUAUCUGUGGUCAGCUAAAAUCACUCAAGGCAGCGUGACAGCUAACAAAGCUCACAAUGCCAGUCUAGAAGAGGCUGAACAUUAUAUAUUUCACAGUUCAGCGAAUUGCUUGCAAGCACAGACAAGUCAAAAAGUGCCUAGACUAAGAUUGUACAAAAGAAGAAAAUAUAUGGAGACUUAUUGACAGAUGCAGCCUGAAUUUAUGAGAUGUUGAAUGGCUCAAACUACUAAGAAGUUAUAUUGAAGUAUGCCGAGUUCUCUUGUCUUCAGCCGUUAAUAGCAGAAUAGAGAUUGAGCAUUCAGUUUUGUGGAAAUUUUGUUUUAACAUUUUUUUCAGCUUGUCAGCGUUUUCUGUCAUUCUGAGUGUUGAUAAAGCCAGUAUUGAGUAAAAAAAAAAAAAAAAAAAAAAAAAAAAAACUAUCUUGAGUCUGGCUCCAGAUUGAUCACAGUGUUUUUAGUUUCUGUCAAAGCUUGAUGUGUUUUAGAAACUUUAGUUUCAGUAAAGAGUUUUAGAAUUAAUCAUCUUCUCAGCCAGUUUCCACUUAGACGGCUUUAACAGAUCACGUUUUUGAUUAAAAGCGUGUGCAAGGCCUUGGUUUGGAGUGGUAAUAUAUCUUGUGUAAUGUAUGGCAAAAGGCAUUUCCAACAGUCAACAGACAUCUUUAUUAAUAUGUAUGUGAAGAAUUUUUAUUUUUUUAUAUCCAUGUAUUCAUACUGUAGAGACUAUGUUGGCACACUCCUGAAGGGGUGGGCUCCUCAUCUGCAUUUGAGACUUGAUGUAAAAGUUUGGUAUUUUUUUUUUUUUUUUUUUAAAGAGGUUGUAUCUUUAACAAAACAUUGUUGAUCUCAUAAUACGUUCCCAAAAAGAUACUAAAUAAAGAGACUUUUCAUUCA
This is a messenger RNA of Myripristis murdjan (pinecone soldierfish), 6345 nucleotides long. RefSeq names its product splicing regulatory glutamine/lysine-rich protein 1 (gene srek1). Gene Ontology annotation, cellular component: nucleoplasm. Gene Ontology annotation, molecular function: RNA binding. The record is from RefSeq and is a predicted model, not a curated record. Bases 1310 to 2494 code for a protein of 394 amino acids. The transcript is spliced from 11 exons. Lineage: Eukaryota; Metazoa; Chordata; Actinopteri; Holocentriformes; Holocentridae.